CAUCAUUUUCAUUUAACUCUACUGCCAAAGUUCAUGUCUUCAUCCUUUAAUUAUCUUCUGAAAUAUAAUUACUUGAUGUCUUGUUCACUCUCUUUCAGGCCUCUAUAAACGAAGGAAACUCAAGAUGAUGGAAAUCGCCUCCACCAAUUACUUGCCUGAACUUGAAAUGGAGUAUCCAACCUUUCUUGAUCAGUACCAGAUGGAUUCUUUUGCAUGCCCUCUCAAUGAUUUUGACUUCGAGUCUUUCUCCGGAUCCCCAGAGAGCAAUUCAUCUUAUCAGCUAAACUCUGAAACCAUUCUAAAUUGUUUCCCAGCUCAAAGUCCUGAUCGGUCAUUUACCCCUCCAAGACCAACCAAGAGGCUCAAGAACACAUUCAAUACCUUCAAAACUUGUGCCGGUGACUCAAUUUCCCACAAUGUUUCCGCUUCUCCUUCCUCCCAACUCAUUUCUUUUGGCCACAACUUCCAUCUAAAGCCUAAAAGCGAAAACCCGUCCAGUGAGAACAUGGACUUUACAGACUUCGUUUCUCAAGGUUCAUAUCAGGACAAAACUUUCUUCAGUUCUGAUAAUCGAACCAACCAGGUUGGCUUAACCACUAGGAACCCAAUCCAAGCCCAAGAGCACGUAAUAGCUGAAAGAAAACGAAGGGAAAAGCUCAGCCAGAGGUUCAUCGCUCUUUCUGCCGUCCUCCCUGGCCUCAAGAAGAUGGACAAGGCUUCCGUGUUGGGAGAUGCUAUCAAGUAUGUGAAACAACUACGAGAGCGCGUGCAAAAUCUAGAGGAGAAAACAGCGAAGAUCACAACCGGUUCUUCAGUCCUGGUGAAAAGAUCUAUUCUCUUUGCUGACGGUGAAAAUUCUGACAGCCACUGCGCCAAUUCACUCCCUGAAAUCGAAGUAAGAGUUUCUGGGAAAGACGUACUCAUCAGAACUCAAAGCGAUAAACACAGUGGGCGUGCGGCAGUGAUACUCAGCGAAUUAGAAAAGCUUCAUUUCAUUGUCCAGAGUAGCAGCCUUUUGCCCUUCGGAAAUAACAAUAUUGACGUAACUAUUAUUGCUCAGAUGAAGGAAAACUACAUGGCAGCAAAGGAUCUCCUGGGAAGGUUACGAAAGGCUUUGAAGCAAGUUGAUGGAGCCUAACUGUUCAAGGAAUUUAUAUGUUUAUGAUGUUCAUGACACAAGAAUAAGUUUAGUGAAUAAUGAUUUUAAUCGCAGUGCUUUAUUUUUCCUUUUUCCAUCCAUGAAGUGGAUUCAGGAGUUAUAUAUGAAGGGCCUGCGGAGUAGUUUGCAUAUAGUGUACAUGGGUUUGUUCAGCUCUGAGUUGUGGGAAUCUUGAACAGAAGCACACGGUGCCUAGGUUUUUUCUUCUGUUGCUUUUUGCGUAGUUGAUUAAUCGGCUACGUUACCCUACACCAGAAUAGCAUUUUCUGAUCUUUGCUAGUUUUUUUCCCCUCUUCAAGACGGGUUUUUGAGAGGCUUUGACUUAUCAUAUAGACCUCUUUCUUGUAUUUUCUGAGCUUGUGAAAAAGGUUCUGGUUUGAUUGAUUCUAAAUAGCAGACACGAAUUUUAAAUUUGUUCUUCUGUCGUUUUGUGUUUGGUUAC
Vigna radiata var. radiata (mung bean) is the source of this 1601-nucleotide messenger RNA. Its product is annotated as transcription factor bHLH18. NCBI's taxonomy places the organism in Eukaryota, Viridiplantae, Streptophyta, Magnoliopsida, Fabales, Fabaceae. The transcript has 4 exons. The record is from RefSeq and is a predicted model, not a curated record. The coding region runs from base 125 to 1138 and encodes 337 amino acids. Gene Ontology annotation, molecular function: protein dimerization activity.